Molecule: messenger RNA, 1540 nt
Organism: Brachypodium distachyon (stiff brome)
Lineage: Eukaryota; Viridiplantae; Streptophyta; Magnoliopsida; Poales; Poaceae
Exons: 6
Coding region: 156-1427 (423 amino acids)
Source: RefSeq, a predicted model, not a curated record
GGGACAUAUUGCUGAAUCAAAUUCUUAAUUAACCCACACCAGCAGCACUCACACUCCACACCCCCGCUGCUUAAGCUCCCUGUCUGCUCCUUUCUUCUUCUUCUCCCCCUCAUCCAACCUCCUCCCCGGCUCCCGCGAAGACCGACCCGCCAUUGAUGGACUACGCGCGCAUCCACGACCCGCUGCCCCGACAGUCCGGUGGGUUCUCCCCGGCCAAGCUACGAGCGAUGCUUCUCGGGCUAGAGAAGCACCAGCACGACGGCGAGGACACGUCGCCGGAAGCCAACGACUCCGGGGAACUUGACGACAGGAGGAGCUUGGAAUGCUCCACCUCCACCGAGAUGUCGAGCAACAGCGGCCACAGGUCGAGGAACCGAGCUCAGGACGAGGACAGCUUCGACUCCGAGAGCAGCUCUUCGGGCCCACCGAUGGUGAAGAGGUCGGCGGCGGUGGCAGCUUUGCUCCCGCCAUUCUCUAGACCGACGCCGUCGAAGUGGGACGAUGCCGAGAAGUGGAUUUCCAGCCCGACGGCCAACCGUACUGGCCGUGUGGCGAAUGCCACUGUGAUUGCGCCGAAGAAGUCGGCAAUGGCAUUACCUGACCAUGGAGCCUGCCCACCAGCCGUUGCUAAGGUGGUCGCGGAGGCGCCGAGGAACACCGGAACCUUGCUAAAAAGUUCAGUCGGAUUCACUCAACCAGCUGAUUCAGUCAAGCCUGCAGAAAGUUCCCCAAUAAUCGACGAACCAGAACAUGUGGUUAGGUCUGUCUCGAUGAGAGAUAUGGGAACAGAAAUGACACCGAUUGCCAGCCAGGAACCGUCUCGGACUGGGACUCCUAUAAUAGCAUCUAGCCCUACUUCCUCCAGGACACCAACUCCACAACGAAGUGCAGAAUUUUGUAUAGGGAAAAUGGAUUCCAGCAAGAUGGACAUGUCUCAGGAGGAGCUACAAUUGAAUACCAGAAAGGAAAUUCUGGAUCUCGGUGAAAGGCUGGGCAAGACAACUAUAGCUGCAUGGGCAAGUAAGGAAGAAAGAGCUACUGCAAAUUUCACAAAUGUUCCAGCUGAUAAGGCCGCAGAAAUCGACAGAGAGACGCGUGCUGCAGAUUGGCAGGAGGCAGAAAAGGGAAAGUAUCUUGCAAGGUUUCAGAGGGAAGAGGUAAAGAUCCAAGCUUGGGAAAAUCACCAGCAAGCAAAAAUUGAUGCUGAAAUGAAGAGAAUAGAGGCAAAGAUGGAAAGGAAGCGAGCUCGCGAGCACGACAGGCUUGCCAGGAAAAUGGCAGCGGCCAGGCACAGGGCGGAGGCGAGGAGGGAGGCCGCAGAGGCGAGGAUGACCCAGGAAGCAGCGAGAACAGAAGAGCAUGCGGCACAGAUCCGGAAGACCGGGCACAUACCUUCCUCAUUCUCUUGCUGGUGCUGGUGCCUGUGAAUGUGAUCAUCUAUUGUAGCACUUCAGAAAUAUAUGAAAAAUUGACCAAUGUAAAAUGCUACCGGCUCAUCGUUUACCAGCAAGAAAUGCAAAUGUGAAAUGUGGCAUUAUCA